This is a messenger RNA of Pistacia vera, 605 nucleotides long. Its product is annotated as acanthoscurrin-1-like. NCBI's taxonomy places the organism in Eukaryota, Viridiplantae, Streptophyta, Magnoliopsida, Sapindales, Anacardiaceae. The transcript has a single exon. Bases 36 to 401 code for a protein of 121 amino acids. The record is from RefSeq and is a predicted model, not a curated record.
UUUUCCUUAGAUAGAAGGAAGUGUUUAAGAGAGAAAUGGCAAGGUGGUAUAUCAUGUGUGUACUUGCUCUAGCAGUUGUACAUUCUAGUUCAGCUGCUAAAAAUUUGCCGAAUGAGAGUGGUCUGAAUGACCAGAAGAACUUCGUUGCCUUUGGAGGUGUUGGCGGCUUGGCUGGUGCUGGUGGGAACGGUGCUUUUGGUGGCAUUGGAGGUGGAGUUGGUGCAAUUGGAGGUGUCACCAGCGGACUUGGUGGUGCAGCUGGGUUAGGAGGUCUUGGCGGUGGAAUUGGAGGCAUUGGUGGGGGUGUCGGUGGAGACGAUGGAGGAGGCUCCAUCGGGGGCCUUGGUGGUGGAAGUGGUGACUGUGCAGACGGUGGUGCUGGUGGUUUACUUCACCCUUGAUUUUAUUUCAUAGGCUUUCGGUUUAGUUCUUGUUUUAUUUUAUGUCAGGCAGCUGAGAUAAUUCUGUCUAUGUGGGAGGUUGACUAAUAAGCUGUUGCGUUGGGAUUAGUUUUGUGGUGUUUUAAAUAAGAAUUAAGUUGUUAUUAGACUGUAUGUUUCCUUUAUGUAAUCAUAAUGUCAGAAAUUUGAUCUCUCUUAAUAAAG